Molecule: messenger RNA, 1339 nt
Organism: Clupea harengus (Atlantic herring)
Lineage: Eukaryota; Metazoa; Chordata; Actinopteri; Clupeiformes; Clupeidae
Gene: swsap1
Product: SWIM-type zinc finger 7 associated protein 1
Biological process (GO): double-strand break repair via homologous recombination
Cellular component (GO): Shu complex
Molecular function (GO): single-stranded DNA binding
Source: RefSeq, a predicted model, not a curated record
CUAUAUAUAUAUAUGUCUGCCAUGCUAUGACAAGCUUCGUGAGCGUGUCUCUUAACGUCUGUUACCGGAAUAGCUGCAAAUAAGUAGUUAUGGCUGACAUUUUGGACGCAGUAUUUAGACGGCAUGGUCACCCGACUUCAGCCUCAUCAGAAGACAAGAGCGUGUUGAGUCACAGCACUACAGAGUGUGACGGUAGUUCAGUGGUUGUCAUUGGAAAGCGAGGCGUCUGCAGCGCAUUGUUAUUCCUGACAGCAGUCACAGCUGCUUCAGAACUGGGCCAUAAAGUUAUCUUUUACACUCAUACUGUCAUUCAGAAGUUCCCGGUACCUGUCCAGGAGUCUAUGACUAGCUUGAAACCAGACAGUUUAAAGAAAAUCAAGUUUGUGUAUCCGAGAUCUUUAGAGGAGCUGCUGCUGGACGUGGCCUCCCUGCAUGAGCUGGGCUCAAGCGCAGCUGCUGCCCCGUCCCUGGUGCUGGUGGACGGGCUGGACAGCUACCUGCAUGGGAUGGAUGGCGUUGGAAGAGCAGGCGCUGGGGGGCCCCAGAGGGAGGAGAUGAGUGCCACAGCACACCUCGCAGCUCUGCUCAUCGACACAUCCUCCUUCCUUACACGCAUCUCUGAGAAAACAGGGGACAGUAGAUGUAUUGUUAAGGGUCCUGCGGUCCAAUGCCGCAUCAUCGUCUCCUACCACUCUGACUGGGAAGCCGUGACCACUGACCCUAAAUUGUCUGUGCUAGACCGUUACUUCCCGACACGCUGCACCUUGGUUCAGGAAUUGCGCUCCAUGGCUGCUAGGGAUGAAUCACAGCAUGAGUGGCAGGUGUAUCUCUCUGGGGCAGGAGUGAGUGGCGGGACCGCCAAUGGACAGCAGUGGCAUUUAGGUGUUCGUGCCAAUGGUGCUAUGGAGUUUUCUCGCACCAGCAAAUCAAAAGAGCCUGGAGACUCGGAUCAACAAAGGGAGGGGGUUUAGAAUCUGUUGCAAUCUGCAAAGUCUCUCAUGUCAGGUCUAAAGCUGUUUCCCCAUCUCUUCCUCUUGAAGGGAAGACCAUGAAGAGGUGGUGAAAAUGUCUUAAGUUAGCGGGGAAACUGUCAAGUAUGGCAGCCUCAAUGCCCGAGUUCUAAAUUCAGUUUAAUCGGUCAGGUGAAAGUUUAUUUACUGUCAAAAGCAAUCUUAUUGUUUGUUGUUACGCAAAGAAUAGAAAACACAGUUUAUUAAGAUAAAGUUUAUGCAUUGUAAAUAAAAAAAGGGUUCAGUGUGUUUACAUCUGACAGUUUUUGUAUAGAAUUACAAGUUAUUUACACAAAUCUCAUAUUCUGUAAAGCAGUUUCAAAAACAAA